CCUAACUCAAAAGAUUCGAAAUCUGUUGUUAAAAUCAAACGCAAUUAUUCAACUUCCUUGUACUCAUCAAAUAUUUUCCUUUUAUUCCUUCACAAUAUUUUCCUCAAUAUCAGUGGUUUCUGUUAAAAUUCUUAUCCCUUGACGCGCUAUACUCGCACUACACUGCCGCACUAACUUGCAAGUUACACAGAAGAUCAUGGCCGGUAAUCAAUUAAACGGCGCUUAUUACGGCCCUUCCAUUCCGCCGCCGAAAUCCCACCGCCGUUCAAGCCGCCACGACGACGGUUGUUGUUGCGGCUGUCUCAGCUGUAUCUGCGGUUGCUUCAGAGGCUGUUGCGGCUGCAUCUUCAACUUCAUCUUAAGCAUAAUCUGCAAAAUCUUAACCACAAUCAUAAUCAUCGUCGUAAUCCUCGGUUUCCUCUUCUGGCUCAUCGUUCGCCCUAACGUUCUGAAAUUCACUGUUACCGAUGCAUCGCUUUCUCAAUUCAAUUUCACAAACAACAAUACACUUCACUACAAUCUUGCACUCAACAUCUCGAUCCGAAACCCUAACAAAAGAGUUGGUAUCUAUUACGAUAACAUUGAAACGCUUGCGUUUUAUAAAGAUGUUAGGUUUGGUUCACAAACGCUUGGAACGUUCUUUCAACGCCAUAAGAAUACGAGUUUGUUGAAUCCUGUUUUUAAAGGUCAGCAAGUUGUUCCUUUGAAUUCUGAUCAGAUUUCGGAGUUCGAUAAUGAGAUGAAAGAUGGAGUUUAUGGAAUUGAUGUUAAGGUUUUGCUUAAUGUGAGGUUUAAAUUAUGGUUGUUUAAGACAGGGAAAGUUAAACCUAAGGUUCGUUGUGAUUUGAAGGUUCCAUUGAAAUCCAAGAAUGGAACUUCAUUGGGUAAUGAAUUUCAGGUUACUGAUUGUGAUUGGGAUUAUAAAUGGAGGUUGUUCCGUUAGAUCUUUCAGAUCUCAUAUUCAAACCCUCAAUUUUCUUGUUAUUAUUUUAUUUUAUAAAUUUUUUAGGUGAAUUUUAUAUUUGUUAGUUUCUUCAUUGGACCGUAGUUAUGCUCCUAGAGGGUUUUAUGUUAUGUUUUAAUUUUUAGUAUUUAUCUUUCUAUUGUUGCUAUUGAUUUACGAGUAUUUCUUUUACAUUACAGAUUACUUAGUCCUCAUUAGUCAAUUUUUGUCACAUUUGUUACUUUGUUAGUUCUUUCUGUUCCUUCUCUUUGUUGCGAAGAAGUUAAGGAUUCUGGGUAUGCAAUUCAGUCAUUGUCACUUGUUUCGAUUUUGAUGUGAAAAUAAAUUCAAUUUCUGUUUCA
Messenger RNA from Cicer arietinum (chickpea), 1305 nucleotides. RefSeq names its product NDR1/HIN1-like protein 10. NCBI's taxonomy places the organism in Eukaryota, Viridiplantae, Streptophyta, Magnoliopsida, Fabales, Fabaceae. The record is from RefSeq and is a predicted model, not a curated record. Gene Ontology annotation, cellular component: plasmodesma; plasma membrane. Gene Ontology annotation, biological process: defense response to other organism.